AUGUCGCAACGAAUUAUACUACCCAGUACUUCUGAUGACCGCGUGUUCAAUAAUAGUGACGGUUACGAAUACACUAUAGGCCCAAAGCAAUCACUACCCAAUGAAGCAUCAUCCCAACCCACUCCUUCCAGGUUAUAUUCUGAAUCACUUAUGUUUAGAAAGCAAGAAGUAUCACUGUCGGCCGUGACUUUCCUGUUUGGAGAAAUGAUUGCUCAUAUUCAUAAUACAAGUAAAACCGCAUCUGAAUGCGAAGUAAAGCUGAAUGACUAUGGGUUCGUGAUAGGGUCAAAACUGUUAGAGCUGCUGAACCUAAGAGCUUCGGUACCCAGUAAUACAUAUUUAAGGAGUUCCAAUUUCCUCUCUUCAUCUACACCUACCAAUACUAGUGCCAAUGCUAUGCAUUCCGGAUCAAACACAACAGCUUCUCGAACAGUUUCCGGAGUAUCAGAUAUCUACUAUAAUCAGGAGAAUAGUGCCGAAUCCCUCACAACGCUUAUCAGUAGCAUGAGAUCUCGCGAUUUGACAAUACUAGAUAUAUUACAGUUUAUACAUGGCACGGUAUGGUCAUAUCUUUUCGGACAUGUUAGUGAUGAUUUGGUGAAGUCAUCAGAGAGAGAAAAUGAAUAUAUGAUUGUCGACAAUUUGCCACUGCUAACACAGUUCAUUCCAAAUGGUGUUUCCUGUGAUUUUUUUGUAUGCGGAAUCAUUCAAGGAUUUCUGAACAAUGCAGAGUUUCCCUGUUCCGUGACACCUCAUCUGAUGCCUCUGAAGGGCUUUGACCAAAGGGUUAUCUAUUUGAUCCAGUUUGAUAAACAUGUGUUAGAGAGAGAGGGUUUGAGAUCUGAAUAA
This is a messenger RNA of Zygotorulaspora mrakii, 849 nucleotides long. It is a transcript of the gene TRS31, whose product is annotated as TRAPP subunit TRS31. NCBI's taxonomy places the organism in Eukaryota, Fungi, Ascomycota, Saccharomycetes, Saccharomycetales, Saccharomycetaceae. The transcript has a single exon. Gene Ontology annotation, cellular component: TRAPPI protein complex; TRAPPII protein complex; TRAPPIII protein complex. The record is from RefSeq and is a predicted model, not a curated record. The coding region runs from base 1 to 849 and encodes 282 amino acids. Gene Ontology annotation, biological process: endoplasmic reticulum to Golgi vesicle-mediated transport.